CAGUAGGAGGAGGAAGCAGGACACAGGGGGAACCAGGGGUUCACUUUCUCACUCAUCUCUCUUUUUGUGUUUAAGAAAAGAUGAAGUUGAUUAAAAAAGUUCUUAAAACUUGUGAUUUCAUAGCCAUAGACACAGAGUUCCCGGUUUUUUUUAACGGUUCUGUAAUGAGAAAGAAGACAGAAAGAAGAGAUGCAAUUGAUACGCAAAUGUAUCAUAAUCCCAUUGUAUCAUAUUCAUAAAAGUGAUUUUCGAAAUAACUAUGAACAGUUACCGUACUUAUAAUUUGUUUUAUUAUGUAUAUUAAUUUCAUGUUACUCUAAAUUUAUUUGGAAAUUGGAUUAAAUAGGAUAAAUAUGAUAAUUUUUUUUAGGUAAAUAAUAUAUGUAUCUUGGUGUAUAAUAAUAAGUGUGAGAUUGUAAUGAUAUUCGGUUUACUUAUUGAUCGAGUCUUUUUUUAGUUUUAGUUGCAUAUAUGAUUCUUAUUGAAUUUAUAAAUGGAAUAAACUUACUAUCAAUUAGAUGAUACUAAUGAUAUUUUGGAUACUAAAUAAUUAUAACAGAAAAAAUUGUUAUGAAGUUGUGUAGAUAUAAUUAAAACAUGGAAAAACAUUAUUUGGAGACUAAAUAGAACAACUUUGAAAAAGUGUUUUCUUAAUUUCAUUUGUAACAAAUCAUAAUCAAACUAAUGUAUAUAUAAACUAUACCUUAUAAAUCAAUAAUAAAAUAUGUUCAGUAUGGGUUUGAAUAAUAUAACUUAACUACUUUGCAUAAACUUUAUGAAAAUAUCUAUUGAAGUGUAUACUGGGUAAAACUUACCUAUGCCUUAAAGAAAAUUAUGAAAAAUAUUCUAAAUUAGUGUACCAACAUAUUGUUAAAACAUUUUGGUUAGGAUAAGUUUCUCACAUGUGAAUAUCACAAUGCAAACCACAAUUAAAAUAAGAAAUAUGCUACCGGUUUAUGCAAAUAUGAUUUGGUUAGUUUCACUAAUUGUAUUGUGUUAUAACAUUAUAGUAAUGAUCGUCCAGAACUAGAAGAAAAAAGAAAAUAGGUCAACAAUUCAACUAUUUCGAAAAGGAAAAUCGUACUUACAUUAGUACGUCUAUAUAUAAUAAAGUAAUUUUGACCAUCACUUACUACAUCGUGUUUCUUUGCUUACUAAAAAAUGAGAGAAACAUGAGAGAAUUUUUUGUUCUAAUAGCAAAGAUGAGAUGAUUCUGAUUCGUAAGGUGUUAAAGACUUGUUUUUUUCAUUGCCAUCGAUACAGAUAUUUUGGUACUCUUUUAAGUUUUUUAAAUACAAUUUUUAUUAGUUAAUGAUGGUGAACUGGUGUAUGAUCAAAUUCUUGCGAUGGCUCGACAGUUUGAUCAGGAGAAGAAGAUAGUCUUCCCGAACCUUAUCUACCAGGUCCUGCAGUUUCAGAAGGAACUUCCUGUGAUUUCCAGAGAUGAAGCACCCAUUGGUGAAGGUGUCCACAUUUGGAGCUUGCGAGGAGACUCGUCAGUUCUCAACAACUGUGGACCAAGAGAACGCAGAAGGAUCGAGGGGUAAUGUUUUUGUCGGAACGUUCACUCAUUCAGGGAGAGAACGUGGUUGUGUGUACUUUGCUUCUGUGUUUAUGCUUUUCGAAACUUUUUAAUUCUCGGAUGCAUGGUUCAUAUUUUCACCUGUUGGACCAUUGUGAACAAUCUCGGCUUGUAAUGUUUAAGAGCAUGUCAAAUGUUUAAUUAAUGCCUCUUGCUAAUCUGUGAGCAAUAUAUAUUGUGUGUGUGGUACUUGUGUAUGAUGAUUUUGCAGGUUCAUGAAUGAGUUGAUCGAUGCAGACAAAAAGGGGGAGAUUGUAAGCUUGAGUGUUUUUAAGGAAACAAUAGAAGCUGGUGAGAUACGCAAAAGAUAUGGAGGAGAAAAUAAAGGAAGUGAAGAUUCAAUGUGUUGAGAGAUAUAUAAGGAAGUCAGUCCGUAGUGGUUAAGGUUAGGGCUUUAGAAAGAAAAGUAGCUAGCCGCAAAAGCACAAGGACGAGAGUCCUGUGAUAGCUUGGAGAUCAAGAAACGUGUGUGUUGUCUUGAUUGCGUUGUAGAAAUUGAUCAGUCGAGAUACACGUGUGUGUGUGAUCUCAUAAACCUGAUUGAACAAGACUUGUAAAGUUUGUUCAAGCGAUUUCUAAUAAAGUAUAUGUUGAAAAUGUUCUAACUUCGAGCUUAUCUAAGAUCUUGAUUCAACAACUACAUCUUGUUUCUUUGCUUACUAAAAAAAAGAGAGAAACAAGAGAGAAAUUUUUGUUCUAAUAGCAAAGUUGAGAUGAUUCUGAUUCGUAAUGUGUUAAAGACUUGUUUUUUCAUUGCGAUCGAUACAGAAAUUUCGGUACUCUUUUAAGUUUUUAAUACAAUUUUUAUUAGUUAAUGAUGGUGAAUUGUGAACUUCAAAACUUCAAUUGUAGUACUAUUGAUUUAGAAUCAUGGUAUAUUAGAAAAUGCGAAAAGGUAAUUACGUCAACAAGUCAAUGAGUUUAAAAAGGAAAUUGCUAGAGAAAAGGAAAACCUAAAUUGGCUAAUACAUUACUAAGGUAACGUCCUAUAUCCUUAUAAAUAAUAAUCGUCCAAGUUCACUACAUACAAUUUGUUCUUUGUUUACUAAAUUUGAGAGAGAAAUAUGUCAAACCCUAAACCCAGAGAGAUUUUCUUCACAAAUAUGGAAGAAGAGAUGAAACUGAUUAAGAAAGUUCUAAAAACGUGUGAGUUCAUAGCCAUGGAUACGGAGUUCCCGGGUUGUUUGAAGGAGACUCCUAUAGGCGCUACGGACGAGACUCGAUACAAGAAUUUGAAGUUCAAUGUCGAACGGACAAAACCUAUUCAACUAGGUUUCACUCUGUUUGAACGCGACAGAAGUAUCGGGGGUACGUGGGAGGUUAAUUUCAAGGAUUUUGAUGCGAGAACCGAUGCUUGUAACGAGAAGUCGAUAGAGUUUCUUAGACGCAACGGUCUCAAUUUCAAGAAAAUCAGACAAGAGGGAGUGGGGAACGAAGAGUUUUUCAAAGAGUUCGGUCAGAUUCUCAAAGACGUGGACAAGAAGUUGAAGUGGGUUUCGUUCGACGGUUCGUACGACUUAGCGUAUCUGGUUCAAGGCCUGACCGGAAGAAAACCACUGCCCGAGACUUUAGAAGCUUUUAACAAAACCGUUGAGGAAACUCUAGGGCUUACUUUUGAUGUCAAGAAGAUUGUGGUUGAUUGCAAAGGUGUGUCUGCCCGCUACGGUUUGCAGAGAAUAGCAGACAAUCUUCACAUCAAACGUGUGGGUGAUGCGCACCAUGCCGGUUCCGACAGCGAGCUCACUGCCCGAGUGUUUACUGACUUGAUUUUCAGCAUAUCGAAGGAGCAAAAGAGAGAGCGUGAAGAAGAGAAACAGGAUGAAGAGCGUAUGAAACGUGCUAUGCAUAUUAUGCACGAAGCGGAACAAAAGAGAAAGCGUGAAGAGGAGGAAGAGAAUGAAGAGCGUAUGAAACGUGCUAUGCAUAUUAUGCACGAAGCCGAAGAAGCUUUUGUGAUGGAAAGACGUGGUUAUGAGAAGGUACAGCCAAGAUGUGGUUACUUACCGGUACUGCAUCCACCACCAAGACCGGUUGUGUACCAUCCUUACCCACCACAGUUUGCUGGCUACUUUGUACAGCCACAGCGACACAUUCAUCCAUUGUUUUUACAUUAAAGCAACUAUGUGUAUAAUAUAUUAACAUCUUUCCUGAAAUACAAAUUAUAAUUUCAUCUCAUCUAUGCAUUUUGUGUUCUCAAUUGCUUUAUUUCAACUUCGGAUACAACCAUACUCUUUUAAACACCACAACUAACUGUUAGCUGGAGUUGAAGAACUUGACUUGAUUUGCUAUUACAAUUGGUCUUGUCAGUGUUUGGCUUCCUUUGACUAUUGGGUUGGGACAGUGAUAAGACUCUUAAGAUGGAAAUUAAAGACGAUCUUAUUGCUUAUAGUACCAACCGUAACAAUACCAAGACGAGAAUGCUAUGAACCCUAACACCAAGGUCCUUCAAAUCCAGAGAUAAAACCUCUCUGAACUUGCCUCAAAUGGAGAGACACUCCUCUGAUUUACCUAAAGAUCCCAAUUACAAGAUGAUCUAACUGUCAAGGUAAAGAAGUCUAUUUGUACUCUCUUAACCGUCUUCUUUGUUCAGGUUGCCAGCUCAGCUUCAUUCUAAGAGUCUCCUUGUGCCAGCUCAGCUUCUGUACUCAUCAGACUGUUACAUCUCUGGUAAAUAAAAGAGAGACAAGGUAAGGCCUUUUGAUGGUUUCCAUCUUUAUGUUUGGAUUUCUCUUUCAAGGUGCCCAUCGUUUGUUUGGUCAUCUAAAUAUGUGAUGGCACGAGCUACAUCUGUGCCCCACAAAUAAACAAACUCCAUUGUGACAUAUCUCUCUUCCUCCAAUAUCCAAUCCGAUAACGCAUUUACUGUUUUGUAUUAUAUUAUAAGUAGCUUACAUGGUUGAAAUCCAAUAAUUAAUUCUCUGCUGCCUUGUAUUAUUUGUAGAUAGCUUGUUGGACAGAAUCAAAUGGGACGACAAAGAAUUAGCUGUGACAAUAACACAAACGUUGACACUGGAGCUUUGCUAACAAAGGGGCUCUCUCCACAAACAUCACUUCUCGGAAAUCCACUUUAUAGACAAAGGGAGAGACGUCCAAUAACUUCAUCAUUGUCCUUAAUAGGCACAUGGGCGUUCUGGUUCGGAUCGGAUGCUUCGGAUUUUUGGGUUUUCGGAUGGAUAGGUACAGAACCCGUUUGAGUUAUUCUAUACUUCGGAUCGGGUUCAGGUUUUUAAGGUUCGGGUUCGGGUUAUUUCGGGUAUAACCGAACUGUGUAACAAGUCAUUAAAAAAAAUCCAUGUAUCCUUGAUUUGACCCUGUGAAACCAGAAACAAUACUGUUGAAGUUAAAAAAUUGAACAACUUAAUAUAAGAUUUAUGAUCUUUCUGAUUUGUUAUUAUGUUGAGGAACACGAGCCUGUAUUCUUUUUCUUCGUGUAAUUUCUAUUUGUAUUAUCUGGAAUAGAAAAUGGUAAAGAAUUCAUCUAUCAUAAAUCAAAAUCAAAGAGACAUCAAAAUCAAACAGAAAUCAAACCUGGAUAAUCAUGAAUGUUUGAGCUCAUGCCUGUGUAAAGAGCAAAGAGAAAACAAAUCGCAAAUCCUACUUGUAAUCAAACAUAAAUCAAAAUCGCAAAGUAUAGUGAUUCAUAUAUGUAAUCGGUCAUAAAAUGAGCUUGAGUAUGUACUGAACAUAUACGUUGAAGAAGGAGAAGACGGAAAGAUGAAUGGGAACGGAAGAUGUAAGUUUAGAGUUAGUAAAAAAAAAAAUACUUCGGAUAAUUGGUUCGGGUAUCGGAUAUAACCAAUCGGGUACGGGUAUGCGGACAGAUUGAAUCCUAAACCCAUUCGGUUUUUUUUAACUUCGGUUUGGUUUUCGGUUCGAUUUUUGGGUCGGUUUGGAUUCGGGUUUCGGUUAAUAUGCCCACGCCUAGUCCUUAAUGUUUACAUUGACUGCGAUCGAGAUUCGGUAUGUCUAUCUGGAACCACUAUUAUUAUAAUCUGACUACUACUAUUUAGAUUAACUACUACUCCCUCCGUUU
Messenger RNA from Brassica napus (rape), 5615 nucleotides. RefSeq names its product probable CCR4-associated factor 1 homolog 5. Gene Ontology annotation, cellular component: P-body; CCR4-NOT core complex; CCR4-NOT complex. The record is from RefSeq and is a predicted model, not a curated record. The transcript has a single exon. Gene Ontology annotation, molecular function: poly(A)-specific ribonuclease activity; nucleic acid binding. The coding region runs from base 2647 to 3696 and encodes 349 amino acids. NCBI's taxonomy places the organism in Eukaryota, Viridiplantae, Streptophyta, Magnoliopsida, Brassicales, Brassicaceae.